Messenger RNA from Chanos chanos (milkfish), 1472 nucleotides. RefSeq names its product ADP-ribosylation factor-like 4D (gene arl4d). Gene Ontology annotation, molecular function: GTPase activity; GTP binding. Bases 255 to 857 code for a protein of 200 amino acids. The transcript has 2 exons. The record is from RefSeq and is a predicted model, not a curated record. NCBI's taxonomy places the organism in Eukaryota, Metazoa, Chordata, Actinopteri, Gonorynchiformes, Chanidae.
UGUGGGAGUCUGCUGUAUGCGGUGAAAAGGUUGUUUUGGCACGGACAAGCACAAGUAGAUGUUUGCUUUACCUCCAUGGAAGAUGCUGCUUCAGUACUAAACGAGUUAAAGCCCUGUUUGGUUCGCUGUGACCCCAGCCCUGUCUCCUCUCUGUCUGCCUCCGGUAUCUUUGAAGUAAGGGCAAAUGCCAAACACAUAAAACAACUAAGAGGAGUCUACUGCUUCUCACAAGAGGGUGAGAGAAUCUAGCUGCCAUGGGAAAUCAGUUGACAGAGAUUGCUCCCAACACUCCCUUCCUGCCCAACUUCCAGUCUUUGCACGUGGUGGUUAUAGGCCUGGACUCGUCCGGAAAAACUUCUCUGCUCUACAGACUCAAGCUGAAGGAGUUUGUUAAGACUAUCCCGACCAAGGGCUUCAACACGGAAAAGAUCAAGGUUGCCGUGGGAAACAGCCGUGCCAUCGCUUUCCAGGUGUGGGAUGUAGGCGGUCAGGAGAAGCUACGUCCCCUGUGGAAGUCCUACACCCGCCGCACCGAUGGCAUGGUCUUUGUGGUUGACUCCACCGAGACGGAGCGGAUGGAGGAAGCCAAGGUGGAGCUCCACAAAAUCACCCGCACCUCGGAGAACCAGGGCGUACCGGUGCUUGUGCUGGCAAACAAGCAGGACUUAGCGGAGGCGAUGGCCGUAACGGAGGUGGAGAAGGUUUUGGCCGUACACGAACUGAGCGCCUCCACCCUGCACCACGUUCAAGGCUGCUCCGCAGUAGACGGUCAAGGCCUUCAGCAAGGCCUGGAGAAACUGUACGAAAUGAUCCUCAAGAGGAAGAAGAUGGUGAAACACAGCAAGAAGAAGAGAUGAGCGGCACCGGACGCGGUCGUCUCGUUUGUGAACCUCUGCAAAAAUUCCCUUUAUCGUCAGAGGAUUUUUUUGCGGCAAAUCCCUGGACAAAGGAACUGUUCCAGAUGGCCCAGGGGGUCAGGAGAAAAUGGAUUUGACCCUUUAUGUGUCACCCAGUAUUGAACUGCUUUUUUUUUUUUUUUCUCCUCUUUACCUAGUAUUUUUCUGUGCAGCUGCCAUUUGUGUGUUCGAGGGAUAUGUGAUAGCUGUGCGAUAAGCAGUAGUAUCAACAGAGUUCAAAGCCAAUGAAGAUCUACGUCUUCUCUCCCCCCCCCCUUUUGUUCCCUAAAGCAAAUUUGGCUGAAUUGAAGAUUGUAGCUUUGCAACAAAUCGAUCCCUCCCCCCCUCCCCCCAUUAAAGCUCGUCACAAAGAUACAUUUUCCAGUUACGUUAGAAUGAUAAUCACUGCGGGAAACAUAAAAGGCCCUGUAAACAUAUAUGUUUUGGUAGGCGUGUGAUUAAUGUGUAUGAAGCUGAAUAUACCGCGACACUAAAGUUAAGUUUCAGUUGGAAAACUGGUCGUUUUUUUUUUUUUUUUUACAUUCUGUAAAUAGUUUUUGUAAUGCCGGGAUUGAA